ACUGGUGACUGAAGGGGCGUCUUACAGCAGGUGGGAACUCCGCUGACAGUGUCACAUUCAACCGCUGUCAACUUGACUCGGUGCAACGAGACGCAGGGAAUAGAAAAUCAUCGUUUUCAUCAAGAAAGUAAAGAUAAACUCCCAACAAGGAUUCAGGAUCAAGAUGGAAUCUUGGAGAGUCAUAAGGUGACCGAUUUGGAGCCUGGAGCUGUUUCGAGAUCAAGAGACAAUCACCAUUAAUAUCAUAUUCAUUAACAUAUGCUUACAUCUACAUUAGUUCAAUACAAUAGAGACAUAAACACAAAGACCUAAUGAGCAAAUCGAUUACAGACUAAAGCUGGUAGCAAGUUUAUUGAAAGAAAUUCCAUUAAUUUUAAAUAAAAUACUAUGAACUGAGAGUCAACUCUCUCAGUACAAGGGGAAGGAUCCUGCCCCUCAUCAUUCUUUUUUUUUUACCAAAUGAUUUUAGUUUUCAUUAAAUCACGCAUGGAAAGAAAAACAGGUCAACUUGUCUAGUAGACAUGACUGACAAUAUGAGUUCCAGAGUUGACACUCCAACCAACAUUUCCUUGAGUCCCAGCAAUGUCAUUUCCCAGUCCCUGGAGUAUAAAAUGGUGUCAAUAUUCUUAGUCCUGCUUGUGUGUGGUGUUGGCAUUGUGGGAAAUAUAAUGGUGGUCCUUGUUGUCAUGACCACCCGACUUAUGAGGACACCCACAAAUUGUUACCUUGUGAGCCUGGCCAUAGCUGACCUGACUGUACUAGUCGCGGCGGGACUUCCUAACAUCUCGGAGAGUCUCACGGGCACCUGGGUUUUUGGACACGCUGGCUGUUUGGGAAUCACCUACCUGCAGUACUUGGGCAUCAAUGUGUCAUCCUGCUCCAUCACUGCCUUUACUGUGGAAAGGUACAUUGCUAUCUGCCAUCCAAUGAAGGCUCAGACUGUUUGCACAGUGUCAAGGGCCAAGAGGAUUAUUGGAGGGGUUUGGAUCUUCACCUGUAUUUACUGCAUACUAUGGUUUUUCCUUGUGGAUAUUCAGGUGAGCCUGGAUGGACACGUUCAGUGUGGCUACAAGGUCAAGCGGGAUCUCUAUCUGCCCAUCUACCUCAUCGACUUUGCUAUUUUCUAUGUUCUCCCAUUGCUUCUCGCUAUUGUUCUCUAUGGAUUGAUCGCACGGAUUCUCUACCUUGGACCCCUUCCAAACCAACCUGAAAUCAUUGCACCCACAUUGCGCCAAAGCUGCCGGGAAGUCACAGAAACAGGGAAAAGAGGUUGCCUACGCUGUCCGAAGAGUGCACUGUCCCCGAGGAAGCAGGUAACAAAGAUGUUAGCUGUAGUGGUGAUCCUAUUUGCUCUGCUGUGGAUGCCCUAUCGAACAUUAGUCUUGAUCAACUCUUUUGUGUCCACACCCUAUCUGGACUCCUGGUUCCUAUUAUUUUGUCGGACAUGCAUCUAUGCCAACAGUGCGAUCAACCCUGUGAUAUACAAUGCCAUGUCUCAGAGGUUUCGCUUAGCAUUUCGUGGCUUGUGCAACUGCAAGCAGCAAGGAGGAAAGCGGAGGACAUUGUCAGCCAUUCCUCCCUCUUUCAAUACCAGCCGUGAUCCACAAACUAAUAUCAGUGGACCCAGCGAAGAACCCAAAAGAGCUGUUCUAAAUACUGCUUCAGAAUUAAACAGAAAUCAUGACGGAAACAGUCAUCAAGUGACAAAGUUUAUUAAUGGCGACAAAGCAGGCUGUGUUAUCAAGGAAGCAGCUUAUUGUUUAGAUGUCAGUUACAUUGAGAUGUCCCUGCUAAGUGAUGUGAAAGGGACCCCAUCAAACGAUAACCCAUUUCAUGUUCCUGACACAUAAAAAAAAUCUCAGCCGCAUGCUACAUUAAGAUAUUGACAUAUUGAUUUGAAAUACCCUUCUCUUGAUUGAUAUAUUGUGAAAAAAAUCCCAAUGACAAGAAAUGUUUAAGUGUUGAGUUUUGAAGGAGAUUCCCCUUGCACAGUCCCACAUGAAGAGAUGAAAGAUGAUCAAAGUCAAAGUGGCAUGGAAAAUGUCUUUAAAUAUAAACUGAACUGGCAAUCUUUUUUUUCUUAUUGCUUAACAAACUAUGGUAACCCAAAACACAGCAUACUUCGGAGAAGUGAUGUGCAGUGAGUUUCAAUGCUGGUGAGGAACAGUCAGUCAGAUUUUCAAAUUUACAAGGCAAACAGUGUAGCGUAUUUGCCUUUGGACUGAGAUUAAAAACUGGUUGAUUGGUAUUUUCUGACCUGAUGUUUGAACCAUAUCUUUAAUUAGAUCUGGAGUAUGUCUUCCUUUAUUAGUUGGAUCCCAUUUUUAUUAAUUAUGUAGUUUUGUUUAAGUUCAGAUAUACAUCUUCCGUGCAAUACAUCUUCUGUGCAAAAUUUCAGAAUGAACGGAAUAUAGCUAGCUAGAUUGCUGCGUACAGUAUAAAAAACAUAGCAGUAACGUGAACUUGAAUGCCCUCUUUAGUUUGGCAUAGUCCUGUCUGCCUCACUCUGCACUUUUGUAUUAAUUUUAUUUCUUGGGUUUCAAAACACACAACCAUUAAAUGCACCAGCCUGAGUGCUUUUGUUCAGGAUUAGUUCUCCAAAGGAAGGAGUUUAAAAUGAAUUCUCUUUGUUGAAGAAAAAAAAAGCUACACAUUUUCAACACGAGCCAAAUAUGAAAUCAGUAUACAACACCAGCCCCAUUUCUCUCUUUUCUUUUAAUUCUCAACAAUCUUUUAGGGAUUAUUCUCUUCUGUGAGAGUUACAUUGCGCGGUUUGAAGCAGUCAGAAUCUGAUAUAUCAAGGAUGCAACUCGUUGAACCAAAUGAAUCUGUUGGAUGUCAGGUUUUUCUCAACUGUUAGCAGAGUACUGGCAUGAGCUUGCAGUUGUUGGCCAUAAUGCUGAGAGAAAAGCACAUACUGUACAGUGCCUUGUGAAAGUAUUCGGCCCCUUUGAACUUUUCAAUUGCAAUUACAGCUGCAAGUUGCUUGGGGUAUGUCUCUAUCAGUUUUGCACACCAAGAGACUGAAAUUCUUCCCCAUUCUUCCAUGCAAAACAGCUUGAGCUCAGUGAGGUUGGGUGGAAAGCAUUUGUGAUCAGCUCUGCCCACAGAUUCUCGAUUGGAUUCAGGUCUGGACUUUGACUUGGCCAUUCUAACACCUGGAUACCUUCAUUUGUGAACCAUUCCGUUGUAGAUUUGGCUUUAUGUUUUGGAUCAUUGUCUUGUUGGAAGAUAAAUCUCCGUCCCAGUCUCAGGUCUUUUGCAGACUCCAACAGGUUUUCUUGCAGAAUGGUCCUGUAUUUGGCUUUAUUCAUCUUCCCAUCACUUUGAACCAUCUUCCCCGGCGCAAACCAUGACGCUGCCACCACCAUGUUUGACAGUGGGGAUGGUGUGUUCAAGGUGAUGAGCUGUGUUGCUUUUACGCCAAACAUAUCAUUUUGCAUUGUGGCCAAACAGUUCGAUUUUGCUUUCAUCUGACCAGAUCACCUUCUUCCACAUGGUAGGUGUGUCUCCCAGGUGGCUUGUGGCAAACUUUAAACAAGUCAUUGUAUGGGUAUCUUUUAGAAAUGGCUUUCUUCUUGCCACUCUUCCAUAAAGGCCAGAUUUGUGCAGUGUACGACUGAUUGUUGUCCUUUGGACAGACCCACCUCAGCUGGAGAUCUCUGCAUUUCAUUCAGAGUGAUCAUGGGCCUCUUGGCUGCAUCUCUGAUCAGUCUUCUCCUUGUUCGAUUAAAAGUUUAAAGGGACGGCCGGGUCUUGGUAGAUUUGAAGUGGACUGAUACUCCUUCCAUUUCAAUAUGAUUGCUUGCACAGUUCUCCAUAAGGUGUUUAAAGCUUGGGAAAUCUUUUUGUAUCCAAAUCCAACUUUAAACUUCUCCACAACAGUAUCGCAGACCUGCCUGGUGUAUUCCUUGGUCUUCAUGUUGCUCUCUGCACUUUAAACAGAACCCUGAGACUAUCACAUAGCAGGUGCAUUUAUACGGAGACUUAAUUACACACAGGUGGAUUCUAUUUAUCAUCAUCAGUCAACAUUGGAUCAUUCAGAGAUCCUCACUGAACUUCUGGAGUGAGUUUGCUGCACUGAACGUAAAAUAAUAUUGCAUGCCCCACUUUUCAGUUUUUUAUUUGUUAAAAAAGUAUAAAAUAUCCCAUAAAUUUUGUUCCACUUCAUGAUAAUGCCCCACUUUGUUGAUUCUUGACAAAAAAAAGAAAAUUUUAUAUCUUUAUGUUUGAAGCCUGAAGUGUGGCGAAAGGUUGAAAAGUUCAAGGGGGCCGAAUACUUUCACAAGGCACUGUACAUACCAGUUGAAUGCAGAGCAUUGUGUUCUCCGACACCAUUUAAAAUAUAGUUAAGCUAGUGUGACUCGGGGGAGGGACAAUGAGGGACAAUCACAGUGUACUAUACAUUACCUGGAACCAAGCCGUUUGUCAAACCUUUAAAGGGGAACUAAUGUAAAAACUUUCUGAUUGAUUAGAUGUGUGGAUCUUUAUCAGCUGCUGUUCAAUUAAAUCUGAUGUUUCCACUAUUGCAAGAUUGGGAAUUUCCAACAAUGUGCCAAUUCCUGCUCACUUUAUUGACUAAAAAACAUACAGUCAGUAAUUAUUCUCCAACGACCCAUGUAUUUUAUCCCUUUGCAUGUACAUAAACUGCAAAUAACUGUGAUCAUAAACAUCAUCAACAACACUACACAUGACGGGAAGUCAGAGUAAUGAGUCAAAUUUAAUUGAACUUACUAAUUAUUACAUUUUAUGUCCCCAGAAUUGCAGUGGUUUCUGUUUAAAUACUUGUUUGAAGGUUUAAGCAAGUAUUCAUGCUAAUACUGAUUGAAAACAGACAUGAAUCUACACCCAGUCAGUCAAAUUUAGUAUUUGAUCCAAUGUUAGUAAUAUUUAAAUCCUAACUUUGUGAGGUUGCUGUUCUUUUCCAUUGGCCGUCACAUUUUUAUUUUAUUGUGACCUGUCCUAUUUGGCUGCUAGGUCAAGCAAAAUGGAAACCCUGUAUCCCUUUUGAGCCAGAAAGAUUUUACUGUGCAAUAGACGAUUGCAGAUUUAUUUAUUUUUUUAAUACUGCCACACUGGUUCUUUGUAUUAUGAUGGCUAUUUAUUGAAAAUUGCAGUCAGAGAGAAUGAGGUCUUAAAGUGGAGGGACAGGAAAGAAAAGGGAGAGGACACAGAGGAAAUAAACAAACAAAACAAAAAGACAGUACGCUAGCUUUAAGAAUGUAAACCAAACAAAGGAAUACAGACAUACAACAGUGUUACAUUGGAUUCAAGAUUUGGACAGGACAGCCUGUGAAAAAAGAACAGGAAAUGUAGGACAGGAAAGGAGGGGAAGAGACCAGGACAAGUGUAGAAGACCAGGCUGUGUAACUGGAGUGUGCUGCGAGUGGCUGUGUACUUUAACAUCUGAACAGAUGUGAGAGGACAUCACAAGUGUCACAAAAGUUAUUUUGGCAAUGAGGGAGUUGACCCACACAAGGCACCUAAGUCCCAGGGGUGUGUGUCUGUGAUAACAUGCAAGUGAAUUGACACCACCUUUCAUGCACAAUAAACGAUAGAGGUGCCCUGGAAUUGCUGUGUCAGCUUAUUAGGGACCGAAGACCCUCCCCCACCCAGCUGAUAAGGGAGGGCAGGCCCAGCGGCCCACCUGAGAAUGGCUUGCUUGAAAAUACCACCCACAUGAAAGGAUACGGGGCGGUCCACCUGUCCCACCGAAGCAUUGUUACAUUCAGUUAAUAUGUUCGGACUGCCUUGUAAACACAGCCCCUUCUAGUGUAAAUCUUUCUGAGUUGAUAAUUUGUAUGUUUUGAAGUUAUGAGUCUCAGACUAUUUCCAGAUAUUUCUGUAUAGAGGGAAAAAUGUAAAGUAUGAGUUUAAUCAAAAUUAUCACUGGAUUUAAUUGUAUAAUGCUUUGAAUUAAAUGUCAUACCUGAUGACAUUUUGUGUGAUGCAAAUAUGUAUUGUGUAUUUUUUUAUUGACAUUUUAAAAGUCUGGAUUUCACAAGGUGAAGCGUUUAUUAACUGUGAUAAUCAGCCCUGGAAAGCUGCUUUCUUUGUAUACCAUGUUCAAUGCGUUGUAAUCAUCUAUAUUUGAAUAGUUUAUUUUAAAUUGACUUUAUU
Syngnathoides biaculeatus (alligator pipefish) is the source of this 6120-nucleotide messenger RNA. It is a transcript of the gene trhr2, whose product is annotated as thyrotropin releasing hormone receptor 2. The transcript is spliced from 6 exons. Gene Ontology annotation, cellular component: membrane. Gene Ontology annotation, biological process: phospholipase C-activating G protein-coupled receptor signaling pathway. Gene Ontology annotation, molecular function: thyrotropin-releasing hormone receptor activity. The coding region runs from base 522 to 1850 and encodes 442 amino acids. The record is from RefSeq and is a predicted model, not a curated record. NCBI's taxonomy places the organism in Eukaryota, Metazoa, Chordata, Actinopteri, Syngnathiformes, Syngnathidae.